Messenger RNA from Stomoxys calcitrans (stable fly), 822 nucleotides. Its product is annotated as antigen 5 like allergen Cul n 1-like. The transcript has 3 exons. The record is from RefSeq and is a predicted model, not a curated record. The coding region runs from base 34 to 822 and encodes 262 amino acids. NCBI's taxonomy places the organism in Eukaryota, Metazoa, Arthropoda, Insecta, Diptera, Muscidae.
GGUGUAGCAGAGUUUUUAGCGAUUUAAGUUAUAAUGGUUACGCAUAACGGAUUUCUGAUUGUCCUACUAUUGGCGGUGGUGGGCAGCUCAUUGGCAUUCGAUUAUUGCAAUGACAAAGAUACAAAAUGUUGUGGUUACAAACAUAUCGCCUGUAAAAAUAAUAAGCAAUUUGGGCCACAAUGUAAAAGAUCUGCCACCAUUAUACCGAUGACUCAAGAUCUUAUUAACAUUAUCCUUCAUGGUCACAACGAGGCACGUAACCUAAUGGCCAAUGGUACCUAUGGCUUCCCAACAGCCAGACGCUUGGGAGUUAUCGCUUGGGAGAACAGUUUAGCCCAGGUGGCUGACUAUAAUGUCAGACAAUGUAACCCCGUCAUGGAUCAAUGCCGCAACACUUUAUAUUUCAAAUUCGUUGGACAAAAUAUAGGCAUAUCCAACUGGAACUCCAGAGAGCAGCAAUACACUGUCGAAGAAGUUAUACGUCAUCAAAUAAGAAAAUGGAUCUCACAACGGCGUUUUGCGACCACCAAAGAUAUGCAAUCUUAUCCUUUCAAGCUACCAGAAAUUACCUUCGGACAUUUUGCCGUUAUGAUGCUUCAAAAGGCAAAUCGAGUAGGAUGUGCCAUACAGCGGGAAACGGAACCUGAUGGUUAUGUACGCCAGGCUAUGACAUGCAACUACUCGCACGAUCUUGUUGUCGGACAACCCGUUUAUGCUAUGGGCCCAACUGCUUCAGCCUGUAACGCUGGUAUCAGCCCCGUCUACCCAAAUCUGUGUACAGUUUUUGAGGCUAUGUAUCCAAAUCAAAUUGGCGUUUUUUGA